This is a messenger RNA of Neopsephotus bourkii (Bourke's parrot), 8045 nucleotides long. RefSeq names its product myosin phosphatase Rho interacting protein (gene MPRIP). The transcript has 26 exons. The coding region runs from base 58 to 7386 and encodes 2442 amino acids. Gene Ontology annotation, molecular function: actin filament binding. Lineage: Eukaryota; Metazoa; Chordata; Aves; Psittaciformes; Psittacidae. Gene Ontology annotation, cellular component: actin cytoskeleton. Gene Ontology annotation, biological process: actin filament organization. The record is from RefSeq and is a predicted model, not a curated record.
GCGGGCGGGCGCUCCGCGGGGCGCUGAGCGGGCUCGCCGCGGGCGCGGGGCCGCGCCAUGGCCGCCAAGGACAACCCCUGCAGGAAGUUCCAGGCCAACAUCUUCAACAAGAGCAAGUGCCAGAACUGCUUCAAGCCCCGCGAGUCGCACCUGCUCAACGACGAGGACCUCAACCAGGCCAAACCCAUUUAUGGUGGCUGGCUGCUGCUGGCCCCGGAAGGAACGGACUUUGACAACCCUGUCCAUCGCUCCCGGAAAUGGCAGCGUCGGUUCUUCAUCCUCUACGAGCACGGGCUGCUGCGCUAUGCCCUGGACGAGAUGCCAACAACCCUCCCACAGGGCACCAUCAACAUGAACCAGUGCACAGAUGUGGUGGACGGGGAGAGCCGGACAGGGCAGAAGUUCUCCUUGUGCAUCCUGACGCCGGAGAAGGAGCACUUCAUCCGGGCUGAGAACAAGGAGAUCAUCAGUGGGUGGCUGGAGAUGCUCAUAGUCUAUCCAAGGACAAACAAGCAGAAUCAGAAGAAGAAGAGGAAGGUAGAGCCUCCAACUCCCCAGGAGCCCGGUCCUGCUAAGAUGGCCGUGACCAGCAGCAACAUCCCCAGUGCUGAGAAGGUCCCUGCCACCAAGUCCACGCUUUGGCAGGAAGAAAUGAGGGGCAAAGACCAAGCAGAUGGAGGCAGCAGCAUCAGCCAAGCACAGAGCACAGUGCAAGGCCAGGCUGGGGCUGCCAGCUCCCUGAAGGAUUCCGUGCUGGACAGCAAGGAAGAUGAGAGCUGCAUGAACGGAGACCGGAUAGACUGCGGGCGGAAAACGCGUGUCGAGAGCGGAUACUUCUCCUUGGAGAAGACCAAGCAAGACUCGAAGCUGGAAGAGCAGCAGCUGCCGCCCCCACCGAGCCCCCCCAGCCCCAGCACCCCGAACAACAGGUACAGUUAUCCCAAAUCGCCCUCACAGGAGCAUGCCCAGCCCUUUCCUUCCCCAGGUACCCGAGCAGGCGACCGAAUGAGUCACAGCUUCUCUCUGAACUCCUUGGAUUCGAAGAGCACUUGCCCCACGCACAAGGACUCCGGCAGCAGAGAUGUAGGAAGGGGAGCUGAAAAAUCGGGGCGUCCCCUUUCUUUUAAAGCCAGCCGGCAGUACACCACCCUGGCCGACGUUCCCAAGGCCAUUAGGAUCAGUAAUCGGGAGGCCUUCCAGGUGGAGAGGAAGAGGCUAGAGCGGAGAACCCGGGCCCGUAGCCCCGGGAGAGAAGAAGUGGCCCGGCUCUUUGGCAAUGAGAGAAGGAGAUCCCAGGUAAUUGAGAAGUUUGAGGCAUUAGAUAUUGAGAACGCAGAGCACAUGGAAACGAACGUGUCGGGUGCUGCCCUGUCCAGCGAGACGCGGCAAGGCAGGAGUGAGAAGAGGGUUUUCCCACGGAAACGGGACUUCACUUGUGAAGCUGCAGCUGUGGGCUCCAUCCUGGACGUGUCUGCCUCUCCUCUGUCCCCGCACCGUCGGGCAAAGUCACUGGACAGAAGGUCCACGGAGUCCUCUAUGACGCCUGACCUGCUGAACUUCAAGAAGGGCUGGUUGACAAAGCAGUAUGAGGACGGGCAGUGGAAGAAGCACUGGUUUGUGCUGACCGACCAGAGCCUGAGAUACUACCGGGAUUCAGUGGCUGAGGAGGCAGCUGACCUGGAUGGAGAAAUCGAUUUAUCCACGUGCUAUGAUGUUACUGAGUACCCGGUUCAGCGAAACUACGGCUUCCAGAUCCAUACAAAGGAAGGGGAGUUCACCCUCUCUGCCAUGACAACGGGCAUUCGUCGCAACUGGAUCCAGACCAUCAUGAAGCACGUUCGCCCCACCACUGCUCCAGAUGUAACAAGGAAAAACUUCUCUUUGAAACUAUCCGUGCUGAAGCCCAGCUCUCUGCCGGAAGAGAAAAGCAAAACAAGCUCUUCCUUCGAGACUGGUCCAAAGCCGAGCGAGAAGCCAGAUGUGGAACAAGCUGAGCUGGACCCGGAGCAGAAGCGGAGCCGUGCCCGGGAGCGCCGGCGAGAAGGACGCUCCAAGACCUUUGACUGGGCUGAAUUUCGCCCCAUCCAGCAAGCCCUGGUGCAGGAGCGUGCCAACGCCGCAGACUCCUCCAGCAGCGGCUCCACCGCCUUCCCAAGGGACACCGGUGCCAGCGACGCCGACCCGGGAGAGCUGGAACGGGAGAGGGCCCGGCGGCGGGAGGAACGGCGCAAGCGCUUCGAGAUGAUCGAUGCUGUGGAUGGGGCAGGCUCGGAAGAGGCGCUGAGGAUGGAGGUGGAUCGGAUCCUGCCCGUCCCGGCAGACAUCAAGCCGCAGAACGUCCACGUGGAGAUCGAGCAGCGCUGGCACCAAGUGGAGACCACGCCGCUGCGGGAGGAGAAGCAGAUCCCCAUCGCGCCGCUGCAUCUCGCCAAUGCCGAGGACCGCGAUGAGGGGCUGUCGAAGCAGCACUUGACCACACUGCUGGAGAAGGAGCUGGAGCAGAAGCAGAAGGAGGCCCUGGAGCUCCUGGAGCAGAACCGGCACCUGCAGGACCAGCUGAAAGUGGCACUGGGCCGGGAGCAGAGCGCCCGGGAGGGCUACGUGUUGCAGACCGAGGUGGCCGCCUCGCCAUCAGGUGCCUGGCAGAGGCUCCACAAAGUCAACCAGGACCUCCAAAGCGAGCUGGAAGCCCAAUGCCAGCGCCAAGAGCUGAUCAAUCAGCAGAUUCAGUCGCUGAAGCGCAGCUACGCCGAGGCCAAGGACGUGAUCCGGCACCACGAAGCCGAGAUUCAGAGCCUGCAGGCGAGGCUCAGUAACGCAGCAGCCGAGCUUUCCAUCAAGGAGCAGACCCUGGCCAAGCUCAAGAGCGACCUGAGGAGCGAAAAGGAGAAAGCCAAGGAGCAGUUGGAGGAGUGGCAGCACGGCGAGGCCGCGCUCAGCUCCCAGCUCAAGGCCAGCGAGCAGAAGCUGAAGAACGCAGAGGCUUUGCUCCUGGAGAAGACCCAGGAGCUGCGGGAUCUGGAAAUGCAGCAGGCUCUGCAAAGGGACCAUCAGAAGGAGGUGCAGCGGCUCCAGGAUAGGAUCGCAGACCUGAGCAGGCAGCUGAACGCCAGCGAGCAAGCGCGGAUGCUCAUGGAGGAGAAGCUGCAGAAGAACUACGAGGCUUUGCUGGAGAGUUGUGAGAGGGAGAAGCAGGUUUUAAUCCGGAGCCUGAAGGAGGUGGAGGAUAAAGCCAACGAGUAUGAGAUCCAGCUGCAGAACAGCGAGCAGCAAAUGGAGAUCCUGCAGAAGGAGAAGCUGAGCGCCAAGUUCGAAGGCAGCGAGCUUGUCCACCAGUUGGAGGAGCAGCUGCUGAUGAAGGAGGCCAGCAUCCAGAAGCUGGCAGAGCACAUCAAGGAGCUCGAAAGAGAGAGAGAUCAGAUCAAGUGUCGGUUCCAGGAGCUCAUGAAUCAGGUCGCGGAGUCGGAUCACGAAGUGGCAAAGCUGCAAGCGAAGCUGAAACUGGAAGAGACCAACUACCGCAACCUGGAGCAGUCGUUGGAGGAGGUGUCCGAUCAGUUCCAGGGCAUGCAGGAGGUGCUGAAGGAGAAGGAAGAAGAGCUGAGGCAGGUUAAGGAAAUGCACUUGAGAAUUGUGGAGAAGAAAGAUCAAGAUCUCAGUGAGGCUUUGGCUAAAAUGGUUGCUUUAGAUAGCAGUUUGGAGGAGACUAAAAUAAAGCUGAAGGCCAAGGAGGAGGCUCUAAGGAAACUGGCUAGUGUAGGCACAGGUCCUUGUGCUGAGGAGGCAGAAGAGCUUGGCCACAGUCUUGAGGCUGAUGAAAAUCAUCCAUCCCAACUAGGGCAGCCUCUGCCAACUCAGGAUGUCCUCCCAGCUCUGACCUAUGCACUGAAGGAGGAGGAGGAUGAGGUUCUUGAGACCAGCCCGAGGCAAACGGAGGAAUUCGACUCCUCACCCAAAGCUGCAGAGCUCCAGGACCAAGAGCUGGUUCAGAAAGCCUUAACAAAGCCCGAUGUGGGAAUCAUGGGGGCCAAGAGGCAAAGAAUCCGUUUCUCGAGCAUCCAGUGCCAGAAAUACAUCCAUCCAGAUGGAUCGGAGAAGAACUGGACAAGCAGCACCUCGUCGGACACGAGCCAAGACAGGUCGCUGUCUGAAGAAAGCAUGUCAUCGGAGCCAGCUCUUGGUUACCCAUCAUCGGGGACAAGUGACUCUGAGACCUAUCUCUCCAUUAUCCACUCCCUGGAAACCAAGCUGUACAUCACAGAGGAAAAGCUCAAAGACGUAACGAUGAAGCUUGAGAGCCAGCACGGCCAUAACCAGGAGACCCUCAUUGCCCUCCACCAUCAGUGGGCCAGCACCGAGUCCCAGCUGAGGGAACAGCUUCAGACCAGCUUAUCCCAAGUCAGUGCUUUGAUCUCACAGCUCGAGAGUGAGAGGCAGGAGAAGCUGAAGCUCACAGAAAGCCACGUGAGCGAGCUGGGAGCUUUCCAACUGAGAAAUGAUCAAGCCUUGACUUGCUUAGAGAAGUGCAGGGAGCAACUGAGGUCUUUACCCACAUCCGACCAGGAGAAAGAAGGUGAUUUGUUCCUUGUUAAUCUCUCCAGCAUGGAAACCACCUUAUCAAACGCAAUCCAAGCCUUGAGAGGGGCGCCAUCCGAGUAUCAGCAGAGUGAAAGGCUUAUCACGGAGAGCCCUGCUCCAGAAGGAGGGGGUUUGGGAGAAGAGGAGCGUGUCUCCAAGGAGCAGCGAGUGGAAGUGUUUGACAUGGGCCAGCUGAGGUGGCUUUCAGAGAGAGUGGCCUUUGAGGCCUCUCUCAUCAACCAGAUAGCUGAGUCCUUGAAAAACGCAAGCUCUGAGAUAUCCCAGCUCCUGAGAGAGAUCCAGGGCACGGCUGAGGUGGUGUUGUUGGAACCAGUGAAUGUUUCUCAUACCGCCAUCAGUUUGGCCAGCGUCCUGUCUAAGAAGCUGCUGCUGGAAGGGGAGUUCUGGAGCCAAGUGGAGGAGCUGAGAGUGCACUUGAGCACCAGAGAAGGAGAAGCCGAGGGCAAACCAGAAGCAACAGGUUUGGGCUUUUCUCCCUGUUUUCUCAGUGCUGUAGCAGAUGCUGCGUUGAUCAAGGCCGAACUUGGGUUUGUUGCACAGAAAAUGAGGGAAUCUUUUCAUCAGAGAUUAAAAACCAUCGAAGAAGACCUCCACAAUACCAAAACAGCCCUCCAGCAGCAUAAGUGCAUGUUGGAGGAGCUCAUCGGAGCGUACAGGACUCCUGAUUUUGACAGAGUUAUGCACCAGAUUACUGAAGCACUCGAGAUUCAGAAAGAUGCUUCAGAAAGAACCCAGAUCUCUUGGGAUGGGAGCCAUCUCCAAAUGGGGCCGUGUCAGGAAUUAGCCACAAGGGAGCAGACUGGCAGCCUGCAGGACUGUAGUGGUGAAGCUCUUGUUUCCAUUCAGGAAGACCUUGCCCAGCAGCUAAAGGACAAAGCUAACGUUCUGAAGGAGAUAUCUGUUGCCUUACUCUCUCUGCCUCCUGAGGAGGCAAUGAGAGACUGUCAGAAGCUCCUGAAGAUCUCCCAGAGUCUUUCGUACCAUUCGUGCAUGGGAGACCUUGGAAGGUAUUCCUCUUUGUUGGUCCACGAUGCAAUUGUCCAGGCUCAGGUUUGUUACGCCGCUUGCAAAGUGCGGCUGGAAUACGAGAGAGAGAUGAAGUCCUACAAGGAGUCCUUGCAGAGCAUGGAUGCUCUCUGCCAAGAGCGCGUGAAGACGGUCUCUCUCCUUCGGGAUGAGUAUGAGGACUUGCUCAGGAAGCAGCAGGGUGAGUACAGCGAGGUCAUUGCCAUGCUUGAAAGGGAGAACGCUGAUCUCAAAGCGAAGGUGGCCCAGCUCGAUGCUCAGAGGAGGCUCCUGGAGGAAGAAGAGCAUAAACACAGCAAGAGCUUGAGUGAGUUACAAGGACGGUACGAAGAGGAGAUCCGAAACGUGAUAGAGCAGCUGAACAGGACAGAGGAUGCUCUGAAGGCUGAGAGGACAGAAGGGCUCAACCAACUGGAUGCCGUUGUCCGUGACAAGCAGAACAUGGAGCGGUACCACCUGGAGCAGAUGCAGAUGCUGGAGGACAAGUUCCAGGCCAAGAUCAAGGAGCUGCAGGUUAUCCAUGGCGAGGAGCUGCAGGCGCUGCAGGAGCACUAUAGCCAGAACCUGCAGCGCCUGCAGGAGACCCUGGAUGAGUACCAGAGGCAGCACCCCGAGGUGUCCCCCGCCAUGGACCCGGGUGAUGGGGAUGCCUGGGUGCCCACUGAGGCUGGUGGCACUGGGCAGGAGCCUGGGAGUGACCUGGACUCCAUGCACGGCCUGAGGGAGCGCAUCCAGGAGCUGGAGGCCCAGAUGAACGUCAUGAGGGAUGAGCUGGAGAACAAGCAUCUGGAGGGGAACGCUUCCACCUUGAGGGAGAAAUACCAGAAAGACUUUGAAAACUUAAAGGCAACAUGUGAAAGGGGCUUUGCAGCCAUGGAGGAGACGCACCAGAAGAAGAUCGAGGACCUGCAGCGGCAGCACCAGCGGGAGCUGGAGAAGCUGCGGGAGGAGAAGGACCGCCUGCUGGCAGAGGAGACGGCUGCCACCAUCUCAGCCAUUGAAGCCAUGAAGAACGCGCACCGGGAGGAGCUGGAGCGAGAGCUGGAGAAGUCCCAGCGCUCCCAGAUCAGCAGCGUCAAUGCCGACAUCGAGGCCCUUCGAAGGCAAUACCUGGAGGAGCUGCAGUCGGUGCAGCGGGAGCUGGAGGUGCUUUCGGAGCAGUAUUCCCAGAAGUGCUUGGAGAACGCUCACCUGGCGCAGGCGCUGGAGGCUGAGAGGCAGGCCCUCCGCCAGUGCCAGCGCGAGAACCAGGAGCUCAAUGCCCACAACCAGGAGCUGAAUAACCGCCUGGCUGCGGAGAUCACGCGAUUGAGGACCCUGCUGACCGGGGAGGGCGGGGGAGAGGCUGCUGGGUCGCCUCUUACACAGGGCAAGGAUGCCUAUGAGCUGGAGGUCCUGCUGCGGGUCAAAGAGUCAGAAAUCCAGUACCUGAAGCAGGAGAUCAGCUCCCUCAAAGACGAGCUGCAGACAGCACUGAGGGAUAAGAAAUACGCCAGCGACAAGUACAAGGACAUCUACACGGAGCUGAGCAUCGUGAAGGCCAAGGCAGACUGUGAUAUCAGCAGGUUGAAAGAGCAGCUGAAAGCAGCCACAGAAGCUCAGGGAGAGAAAUCCCCUGUGAACACCACUGUAUCGGGAUAUGAUAUAAUGAAAUCAAAAAGCAACCCUGAUUUCUUGAAGAAAGACAGAUCCAGUGUUAGCCGGCAACUAAGGAAUAUCAGGUCAAAGUCCGUUAUUGAGCAGGUCUCAUGGGAUAACUGAAAUGAACCCGAGUCCAGGUUCCCUGCCACGUAGAGUCUGAAGGAAGGCCUGACUGUGCAAGAACGCCUGAAGCUUUUUGAAUCCAGGGACUUGAAGAAUGCCUAGUUCUCCCCGCUCCGCUUGACCACGCGCACCUCCCGGCUUGAGGCAGCACAGCACCAGCACCGUUCGUCUUCUCCUUCCUUAACGACUGUCCUUUCGCUGUCGUUCGUCUCGAUGCUCCCCCCCUCCUCUCAGCGACGGGACCCGGCGCCGCGGUGAUGGUGCCACCCCUUUGCCUCCCCAGCUCCUUUCCUUUGCUUGUGAGAUGCUCCAGAGACUCUUGAGAGGGAGAGGAAGGGAUUGGAGUGGGGCGUUUUUCCCCCCCACACACACUCCUCUCUUUGGCGCUUUGUAGGAGAAUCCUUCCUUUACUGUAAACCAUUACACUAAGUGUCAGUAUUAAGGCUCAGUAGCCUGUUAAUAAGCUAGCUCUGUCGUACCAACCGUUUUGGUAUGCAAGCAGGGCCUGGGUGGUGGUGUCAGCCAUACCCAGCCCUUACUGCUGUCAAGAGACCCAGUGCUCAGAGCACGCCAGGAGCCUAAUCUUAACCAUUGGAUCUCGAUUGCAUUACUUGCACCUACAAGGAGGGGAAAAGCCUGGGGGACGCCGUCGGGGA